Molecule: messenger RNA, 1873 nt
Organism: Ruditapes philippinarum (Manila clam)
Lineage: Eukaryota; Metazoa; Mollusca; Bivalvia; Venerida; Veneridae
Product: heat shock 70 kDa protein 12A-like
Exons: 5
Coding region: 134-1843 (569 amino acids)
Molecular function (GO): ATP binding; ATP-dependent protein folding chaperone
Source: RefSeq, a predicted model, not a curated record
UCUAAUAAGAUUUUUACUGAGAUACAACUAUGCUACCAGUUACAUGGAGUAAAAGGUUUUGACAAUUCAAAGUCAAUGUAGAUAAGAAAAAUCAGUCUAUUUGAUUUUCAUUGGUUUAUAGAGUUUAUGCAUAAUGACAUCGACAAAGUUAGUUGUUGGUGCUAUAGACUUUGGGACAACAUAUUCAGGAUAUGCAUUCUCCUUUGCACAUGACUAUGAAAAAGACCCAAUGAAAAUACAAGCAAACCAUUGGAUUGGUGGAGGACACAUGUCACUUAAGGCCCCGACAACAAUUCUCUUUACACCUGAAAAAGGUUUUCAUUCAUUUGGAUACCAAGCAGAAGAUAAAUACGCUGAUCUUGCUGAAGAAGACAUUCAUAAAGAUUGGUAUUACUUUAGGAGGUUUAAAAUGAUUCUACAUCAGAAAAAAACCUUGUCCAGAAAGACAUUGUUGUAUGACGAAAACAAGAAGGCAUUGUCAGCUCUACAUGUGUUCUCGUCUGCGAUAAAAUUUCUGAAAGACCAUCUCUGCAAUGAAAUUUCUAAGAAAAUGACAGAAUUUGAAGAGCAGGAUAUAUUUUGGGUGUUAACUGUACCUGCAAUAUGGACAGAUGCAGCCAAAAAGUUUAUGAGGGAGGCUGCAUUGGAGGCUGGUAUACAGUCAGAUUGUUUGUCCUUAGCACUUGAACCUGAAGCUGCCUCCAUGUUUUGCAAGCUCCUUCCAGUUGACUGCCUGAAACAUAACAAUUCGACAUCUACUGAGGCUUUUAAACCAGGAACAAGUUACAUUGUCCUUGACCUUGGCGGUGGCACUGUUGAUGUGACUGUUCAUCACCUAGAGUAUGAUGGAAAGCUAAGUGAGAUCGCUCGUGCAAGUGGCGGUGCGUGGGGUGGUACUCAAGUUGAUGAAGCAUAUUUAAGAUUUCUCCAAAAUGUGUUUGGCAAUGAAGUCUUUCAAGCAUUCAGAGAAAACAACACAGCCGAUUUCCUUGAAAUGCUGAGAGAAUUUGAAAUUAAAAAGAGAACUAUAAAUAAAAAGAAAGAAGGCAACAUAGUUAUCAGGUUUGCAGCUUCCCUUUCCGAAACAUACAAAGAAAAAUGCAGCAAAUCUCUUGCUAAUCACAUAUUGCCAGGACAUCUAGGAUCAUCUGUCCAAAUAAAGCGGGAUAAAAUACAUGUUGAUGCAAAUACAAUGAAGAAAUUCUUUUCAGAUUCGAUCACAAAUACAAGGAAACAUGUUACAAAGAUUUUAGAAGAGAACGAAUUCAGAGAAAUCGAUACGUUAUUACUUGUUGGAGGAUUUUCUGAAUCGGACAUAGUUCAGGAGAGCGUGAGAGAAGCAUUUCAAAACAAAAGAAUCAUCGUACCUAGUGAACCUGGCUUAGCCGUUUUAAAAGGGGCAGUACUGUUUGGCCAUAAUCCUUCGGUUAUGAAAUCAAGAAUAAGCAAGUAUACUUACGGAACGGAGGUUAUUAAUCCUUUUGUUGAUGGCACAGACCCAGAGAAAUACAAAGUUUUUGAAAAUGGCAUAUACAAAUGCAGAUAUCAUUUUCUUCCAUUUGUACGAGCUGGUGAAAUGGUUCCCGUUGGUACAGUUGUCCAAGAACACGUUGUUUCAGAUACAUUUGAUGUUACAGAAGGAAUUGGAAUAUAUGCAUCUACAGAAAAAUGUCCAACGUAUGUCGUUAAUGACAGUUGUUUUCGAGUCGGUACUUUAUAUCUUGAUAAACCGCGGCAACAUCUUACGCUUGAAAUGCGUUUCGGGGAGACCGAAAUCUCUCUGCAAUGCUUUUUUGAAUCAGGUGAUAAGAAAACAAUAGAUUUUGAUUUUUUAUGUACAUAAGUAAAAACGGUCAGUGGCUCUCUAAUGAUG